This is a messenger RNA of Notolabrus celidotus (New Zealand spotty), 3074 nucleotides long. RefSeq names its product phospholipase C, delta 4a (gene plcd4a). Bases 93 to 2366 code for a protein of 757 amino acids. Gene Ontology annotation, molecular function: calcium ion binding; phosphatidylinositol-4,5-bisphosphate phospholipase C activity. The record is from RefSeq and is a predicted model, not a curated record. Lineage: Eukaryota; Metazoa; Chordata; Actinopteri; Labriformes; Labridae. Gene Ontology annotation, biological process: lipid metabolic process; intracellular signal transduction. The transcript has 15 exons.
CUGUCAUGUGUGUGAGAGUGAACUCUGAUUUUUAGAUUUUAACGUCUCAUGAUUCUCCUUCCUCAGAUGGCAGACGAGUGAGAUCAACACUGAUGGCUUCCACAGGCGGCGGCCUCCGGAUCCGGGGGGACGAUAACCUCCAGUCCAUGCUGGUGGGGACGGUGAUGAGGAAGAUCAAGUCUCGAACCUGGAAGAAACAACGCUACUUCAAACUGCAGGAUGACGGCACCACCAUCUGGUACCAGUCUAAGAAGGCUGGGAACGCUCACUCCACAUUUUCAGUUGCCGACGUGGAGGCGAUACGAGAAGGCCACCAGUCCGAGGUCCUGCUCACCAUCGCCGACGAGUUCCCCGCCGAGCGAUGCUUCACGGUGGUGUUUCGCGGACGCCGGGGGAACCUGGACCUGGUGGCGGAGUCGGCCGAGGAAGCGCAGACCUGGAUCACGGGCAUGAGGAAGCUGAUCGAGAGCCUGGAGAACAUGGGGGAUCGAGAGAGGCUGGACCACUGGAUCGGCGACUGGUUCAAGAAGGCCGACAAGAACAACGACGGCCGGAUGAACUUCAAGGAGGUCCGAGAUCUACUGAAGAUGAUGAACGUGGACAUGAACGAGCACCACGCUCACCGACUCUUCACGACGGCCGAUAAGUCUCUGUCAGGGACGCUGGAAGACGACGAGUUCGUACUCUUCUACAAGAUGCUGACGCAGCGGGAGGACGUGCUCACGCUCUUUCAGAAGUUCUCCUCGGACGGCCAAAAAAUAUCUCAGAGCGACCUGGAGGUCUUCCUGAGAGACGAGCAGCUGGAAGGGGACGACGUCCAGCAGCACGCCAUGAGGCUCAUUGAGCGCUACGAGCCUUCUGAAACAGCCAAGCAGCUUCAAGCCAUGACGUUCGACGGCUUCCUGAUGUACCUGGGCUCAUCCGAGGGCUCCAUCUUCAACCCACAGCGGCGCGGCGUCUUCCAGGACAUGAGCCAGCCUCUUAGCCAUUACCUCAUCUCCUCCUCACACAACACCUACCUAAUGGAGGACCAGCUCAGAGGACAGAGCAGCGUGGAGGGAUACAUCAGGGCUCUGUGUCGAGGCUGCCGCUGCGUGGAGGUGGACUGCUGGGACGGAGCCAACGGAGAGCCCAUCGUGUAUCACGGACACACCUUCACCUCCAAGAUCCUCUUCAAGGACGUGGUCAACGCCGUGGGCAACUACGCCUUCAAGGUGUCACAGUAUCCAGUCAUCCUGUCCAUCGAGAACCACUGCAGCAUCGAGCAACAGAGAGUCAUGGCCCAACACCUCAAUCACAUCCUGGGUGACAAACUGCUGAAAUGCACGCUGGAUGGAAAGCCCCCCAUCAGGCUGCCGUCUCCGGAGGACCUGAAGGGGAAGAUUCUGCUGAAGGCGAAGAAGAUCGGCGGCCUAGAGGAGAGCCUCAACGGGACGACGGCGGAGGACUCUCUGACCGGAGAGGUCAGCGAUGAAGACGAGGCGGCUGAGAUGGAUGACGAUAACCUCCACAGAGAGAGCAUGCGCCGCAGGCUGAAGAAGUCGAAGCAGCGUCUCUCGAAGGAGCUGUCCGACUGUGUGGUCUACUGUAAAAGCGUCCACUUCAGCAGCUUCAAACACUCCCGGAUCCACUCCAAGUUCUACGAGGUGACUUCAUUCACCGAGUCCAAGGCCCGCAAGCACCUGAGAGAGGCAGGGGCUGAAUUUGUGCACCAUAACUCGCGGCAGCUGACCAGAAUUUAUCCCAGCGGCUUCCGAACAGACUCCUCAAACUUCAACCCUCAGGAGAUGUGGAACGCCGGGUGCCAAAUUGUCGCGUUAAACUUCCAGACGGCGGGGGAUGGCAUGGACCUGAACGACGGGCUCUUCAGUCAGAACGGCAACUGUGGCUACGUCCUGAAGCCGACCUUCAUGACGGCAGCGGAGAAAAUAUUCGACCCAGAGACGCCUGAAAAACAAGACGAGUACCAACCUGUAGUCCUCACAGUGCAGGUGAUCAGCGGACAGCAGCUGCCCAAAGUCAACAUCAAGGAGGACUCCAUAGUGGAUCCUCUGGUGCGGGUGGAGAUCCACGGUGUUCCUGCAGACCAGAGCAAGCAGGAGACCAGAUACAUCGAGAACAACGGGUUUAACCCCGUGUGGUACGACACUCUGCGUUUCAACAUCCACACCCCGGAGCUGGCCAUGGUUCGCUUCGUGGUGGAGGACUAUGACAAGACGUCUAAGAAUGACUUUGUCGGGCAGUACACACUCCCUCUGAGCUGCAUGCAGCAAGGUUACCGUCACAUCCACCUUCUGUCCAGAGAUGGAACCAGUAUUCCUCCUUCCUCCUUGUUUGUGCACAUCAGGAUCACAGAGCUGGAGUAACUCUGUGUACAGAUCCUAACAUAGAGACCUUCUCCUGUAGAAUAGUAUUUAUCAAUCUCACAUGAUGUGAAUGAUGACAGCGCCAAAUGUGUAGUCUUGUGCAGUAUGCAUGUUGUUUGUUCGUUGUCGUGUGUGUAUCUUGUUCUCUGAGCUCACGCUUCAUGUUCUAUUUUCUGUGUUCUGUGUUCUGUGUACUUGUCGUGAAGGAGAACGUGCCACCAUUAUGUUCAGGACGUUACGUUUCUGUGAGUAUUUUCUUUGACUAGCAGCACUUCAACUCCCACAAUCCUCUGCUUCCACUUUAUUUAACAAGCAAAACUUGAAGUUUUCUUUGAGCUGCACAGAGUGAGCGGUCUGAGAGUCUGAAGAGGGGCAGUGUUGGGACCAGGAGGAAGAGGAAUGCUGAUUUCAAGUGUUAAUAUCUACGGUUUGUGCAGAUGACCCUCAGGGUCACCGUAGUUAUCAGGUUUGUCUCUAAACUGUGAUUCAGUCAGGACAACAUGAACUAAGUUGCCGCUGACAUUAAUGUUGGUAUGAUUAAUAAACAGUCUAACUGUAGAGUCAGUUCAGAGUUGGAUUCAAGUGUAAUGGAGAGUAGUUACCUUUGUGUUAUGUAUAUAUUAUCCGUUUGUGUACAUGUGUUUUGAUAUGUCUAUUUUUGUAUACAUGAACACCAUUGUAGUGAUUAUAAGGUUGUUUUUUAAUGUG